Hibiscus syriacus is the source of this 2062-nucleotide messenger RNA. RefSeq names its product protein IQ-DOMAIN 1-like. The coding region runs from base 541 to 1845 and encodes 434 amino acids. Gene Ontology annotation, molecular function: protein binding. NCBI's taxonomy places the organism in Eukaryota, Viridiplantae, Streptophyta, Magnoliopsida, Malvales, Malvaceae. The record is from RefSeq and is a predicted model, not a curated record. The transcript has 9 exons.
CUCCUUGGCGUGUUUUAGCCGAUUAUAGUCCUCACAAAUUCAAUCGAGAAAAACAGAAAGAAUCUGAGAAAUCCCAUUUCUUCGAUGUGUUGAUCCCUUAGUUGAAAUUGAAUUUCUUUUUUGGUAGAGAAAAGGAGAAAAUAGGGAGUUUGACUACGUUGACUGACUGAUUAAUUAUUGAUUGAUUGAGUGGUAGAUCAUCAUCAAUCCAACGCCUAAAAGGAUGAUUAUUUUCAAGGGAGUGUGAGAAGUGAUAAGGUUGAUGGAGAAUAUGUGGUUGCUUCGCUUGGCAUCAACAAAGUGACACAGUCUUUCUAAUUUUGAACCCAAUAUUGAAACUUCAAAGGGUUAUCGAACUUGGGGUUGAAGUCGACUGUUAUCAGUGAAUUAGGCUUGUCUUGUGUACGGGCAGCACAAAAAUCGGCCAAAUCCAUUUUGGAGUUUUAGUCAUCUCAUAAGUCAAAUUGAAAAUUCAAUUGUACCUAGCGCCCUAAGAACACUGGGUCUGCCUUAUCUAGUUGAUUUGUCAUAGUUGAUACAAUGGGUGUCUCAGGAAAAUGGAUCAAAGCAUUGGUUGGCUUGAAAAAAACAGAAAAGUCGCAAUCUUCAGAGAAGGGAGAAAAUAGGGCAGCUACUAGGAAAUUCCAUCACCGAAGAAAGCAUUCUGUCGAGGUUGACACAGAUAAACUUCAAGCAGAGUUGGAUCAAAAUGCUGCGCCAAUAGUCAGAGAUGUUAAUACUCAUGCAAAUGCGGAGGCUGCUGGCACUCCCUCUGGUUCUCUUCAAGUGUGUGAUGCAGCUGUUAAUGAACUUACUAGGGAAGAAUGGGCUGCCACAAGGAUACAAACAGCCUUUCGUGGGUUUCUGGCUAGAAGAGCUUUGCGAGCCUUAAAAGGAUUAGUAAGGCUGCAGGCCCUUGUUAGGGGUCAUGCUGUAAGAAAACAAGCUGCAAUGACUCUUCGCUGCAUGCAAGCUUUGGUCAGAGUUCAGGCUCGUGUAAGAGCAAGGAUUGUUCGACUGGCAUUGGAAAGUGAAACUGCCCAACAGAAACUCCAGCAACAACUUGCAAAUGAGGCUCGUGUUAAAGAAGUAGAGGAAGGGUGGUGUCAUAGUGUAGGAUCUGUUGAAGAAAUUCAAUCCAAGUUACUAAAGAGGCAGGAGGCUGCAGCUAAACGUGAGAGAGCCAUGGCAUAUGCUCUGGCCCAUCAGUGGCAGGCAGGAUCAAGACAGCAGUCUAUGCCUGCAGGGUUUGAACCAGACAAAAGCAGCUGGGGUUGGAACUGGCUGGAAAGGUGGAUGGCUGUACGUCCAUGGGAGAAUCGUUUUCUCGACAUUAAUCUUCGAGAUGGAGUAAUGAUAUGCAAGGAUGGUUCUUCAGAGGGAAACAAUGGUGCCAAUUCUCAGAUAAAACCUGCUAUCCUGUUGCCAGCUGCAUCAAAUCUUCGUGCUAAUCUAAAGACAGGUCCAUCGUAUUCUGGAGGGAGUGAUUCUUCUCCUGGAAAGUCAGCAAACGUGCUAGAAACGGUCAAUGCAUUAUCUUCCAAGCCAAUAUCCAAACCAGUCCUUGAAGAUUUGGUUGAAGAAGCUGGCACAAUACAUACUAUAACUUCAAGAUCUAGAAGCAAUCCUAAUGAGAGGACCUUAAAGUCAGAUAAACAGCCAAAGAAGAGAUUGUCUCUACCUAACAGUGGGGGAGGUAACGGAACUGAAACCAGCAGGCCUGGCAGAACUGCUGCAAAAGCAACACCAGGCUCUCACAAGCCGAUAAAGGACAUGUCCAAGUCCAACGGACAAGGGGGGGACUCGAAUCCUGCAACAAAUAUGUCACAGGCUUUUGAUAUUUAAGGAAGUAUCUUGAAGACAAACCAAAUUGGUUUCCAUCCACCCAGGUCUUGUGUUAGCAUGCGUAUUGAGUUACAGCUGAGGCGGGGAGCGUAGCUCCAUCUUCAUGGCAGAGUUGAGAUUGGGUAGGCUUGGUUUGUCAUGUGAAUAAGUCAAUAAGGUGGGUUGGUUUCAUAUGUUGAUGCUGUAAUGAGCUGUGAUAAAAUGUAACAAAACCCAC